Molecule: messenger RNA, 2001 nt
Organism: Physcomitrium patens
Lineage: Eukaryota; Viridiplantae; Streptophyta; Bryopsida; Funariales; Funariaceae
Source: RefSeq, a predicted model, not a curated record
GGGAAAAUCGCCUUCUGUUAUCGGUACUCUUCCAGUAUGGACCUUCACCACAUGGGCAGUGAUUCCCAACUGCUGGUGAUGUAAAAAAUGAGUGGACAUGUAACUAUCUGGACUUGAGCGUGAUGGCAUCAGCCGAAGUCCCGGGUGUCUUGAGAGCUCGUGGGGGUCUCAUGAGCGGUCCAAAUCAGAUGAAAACCCGGGCAUCGCUCCCCAAACCUUGUGUGGCCAUCGCUCUUCUAGUAGGUCAUGCAAGAGUUCAUGACCACAGGACCUUUGGGUGUGAAAGGGAGCAGGGAUUCUUGAUUUAUGUUCACGGGUAUCAAGGUCAUGUGUUCUCCAAGGAUGUAAAUGCGAACAGGUGCAUCUGAUGAUCGUUGUCCAACCUCUGUAGGGAGCGUCACUGCUCAACGUUCGCCUUUGGGAUUGUGGUUCCGGAUUUCAGAUGGUUACACUUCUAUGUUUGUAGAGAGGAUUUAACAUCAUGUUUCAAACUUCUCAGCAAAUCCAUGCACUUUCGUCAUCGAAGUUAUCCAUUAUACGAACCGUUUCAUCAACCAAUCGUUAGUCUGUUCUCUUAAACCGUUCCAACAAGCAUGGACAUUUGCCAGGAAGGUAGACGACCGCACACAACCUCCAGCCUCGGUUGAGAUCUUGUAAUACAGUUGAGUUUACAAGGUCCGUUGAAGUGGGUGAAUGCGCAGCUGGCUUUGGGUUAGUUAUUAUCCGCGUUGUGCUUCCCCUCUUCAUCAUCCUGUUCUUCACAUCUUUACCUGGAACCCACAGUUGCGAUUUUUCGCCAUCGGGGAUAUGAUGCCCUGAAAUAUUAUUUUAGUCUGUUUUUGGCAAUCUUUCGGUCUUCGAAACUAUACACGAUCCAACCACUUUGGCGAAUCUUUUGUUGUUAAGCCUGCUUCUUCAAAGCCCUUUGAGGCAACAUAUCUGAAAAGGAGAGAGAAAGUGGGUAGAAAGGUAGCUGUGUUAGCAUUUCCGGUGAUACAUUUCGAGGUGAUGGGUAUCUUCAGACAGAAGCAGGCCUUGCCAAGGUCGGAGACAGCCAUGCUGGCUGCCGCAGAUCUAGGUCCAAUUCACCUUAACCUGGAUAAUUACCGGCUCACUUUUGAAGAUUGUUCGUGGACUCCAGAGUACGAUGCCCCAGAAAUGCCAGAGGGCGUUGGUUCCGUAGAAGAAGAGAUUUGCAAGCUUCGAAGAGAGAAGCGAAGGAUGAAGAAGGAUCUCGACAAAUUCAUGGCGCAAGCGAAGGAGAUGAAGGAUUUGAAGGAGAAGUGGAACUUGCUAGAUUUCAAAUACCAACUUCUGCUCGACAUGUGGACCAUGAGGGCAUUGGAUGAGAAGGAGGAGUGUGAAGGAAGCUAUAGAAGAAGACCCCACUCCACAGGCGGCAUGUCACUCAGCCGAGAAGGCUCCCCGAAACGAUGUUCCCCAAAACGGAGCUCCCCGAAACGCAGCGGGCGGUAUGAGAUCACUCCUCCUUCGAGGAGGAACCGCCAUCCCUGUUGCAACGACGAUCCCUCGCCUUCCAAACGAAGCGAGCGAUGCCAUUAAGCAAAGCAAGUUUUGCCGCGGGAAUGCAGCCAGUCUUGUGGCUGCUAGAGAGUCGGUUCUGUAUGUGUGUCGGUGCCGGCGUCUCGUCUGCCUCCAGACAUGAUCAUCUGGUAACAAACAGGAGAGUGUCGCGUUGACACUAACCAUCAACUCUGUUUUUAUUUUUUGUAAUUUUAAUGUUUGGGAGUCUUUGUAUGAUCGAGAUGACAGAUUAGAAUGAAAUCUCUAAAACAUAUAUUUGGAUCUGUGAUGUCCAUUGAUUGAUUGAUUGAUAUAUAUAUAUAUAUAUGUAUAUGUAUAUAUAUAUAUACACACAUAUGUACAUGAAAGGAUAUAGCCAAGUAUAUUAGUUGAAGGCAAAAUAAUAAUAAUGAUUGGAACACAGGUAUGCAGAUAUAUGUAUUUUUCUAAAAUUAAGGUUUUGGACUUUUCUUUUUA